AUGCUGUUGUGGUACUCUGGAAGGCCCUCACAGCACUGUCCCCACCUAAUACUUUCAGCACUUGCGGAGGCCUGUCGCUGGGUGCGACCGUCAUGUCAGAAUCCGAGUCGGAAAGCUGCCCGUCUUCCAUGUCGCCGACCUCCAGCGCCAUGUUCCCGUGCACCUGUUGCUGGAGGAAAGAAGGUUAAUAACAUAUGGGGUGCUGUGCUGCAGGAACAGAAUCAAGAUGCAGUGGCCACUGAACUUGGUAUCUUGGGAAUGGAAGGCACUAUUGACAAAAGCAGGCAGUCCGAGACCUACAAUUAUUUGCUUGCUAAGAAACUUAAGAAGGAAUCUCAAGAGCAUACAAAAGAAUUAGACAAAGAGCUAGGUGAAUAUAUGCAUGAUGUCAAAAAAACAGAAUCAAAGGAAGAUGAAAAUGGGCAGGGUAAUCUCAAACGGAAACGACCUGUCCGAGACAGAAUAGGAAUGAACUAUAAAGGCCGAUAUGAGAUCACAGAGGAAGAUUCUCAAGAGAAAGUGGCUGAUGAAAUUUCUUUCAGGUUACAGGAACCAAAGAAAGAUCUGAUAGCCCGAGUAGUGAGGAUUAUUGGGAACAAAAAGGCGAUCGAACUUCUGAUGGAAACUGCUGAAGUUGAACAAAAUGGUGGCCUUUUUGUAAUGAACGGUAGUCGAAGAAGAACACCAGGUGGAGUUUUUCUGAAUCUCCUAAAAAACACUCCUAGUAUUAGUGAGGAGCAAAUUAAGGACAUUUUCUACAUUGAAAAUCAAAAGGAAUAUGAAAAUAAGAAAGCUGCUAGGAAGAGGAGAACACAAGUGUUGGGGAAAAAGAUGAAACAAGCUAUUAAAAGUCUAAAUUUUCAAGAAGAUGAUGAUACAUCACGAGAAACUUUUGCAAGUGACACAAAUGAAGCCCUGGCCUCUCUCGAUGAGCCACAGGAAGGACAUGGGGAAACCAAGUUGGAUGCAGAAGAAGCCAUUGAGGUUGAUCAUUCUCAUGAUUUGGACAUCUUUUAGCAUAUUUUGGAUAUU
Messenger RNA from Cynocephalus volans (Philippine flying lemur), 1032 nucleotides. RefSeq names its product phosphorylated adapter RNA export protein-like. Gene Ontology annotation, biological process: snRNA export from nucleus. Lineage: Eukaryota; Metazoa; Chordata; Mammalia; Dermoptera; Cynocephalidae. Gene Ontology annotation, cellular component: nucleus. Bases 1 to 1017 code for a protein of 338 amino acids. The record is from RefSeq and is a predicted model, not a curated record. The transcript has a single exon.